Vigna angularis (adzuki bean) is the source of this 959-nucleotide messenger RNA. RefSeq lists its product as uncharacterized. NCBI's taxonomy places the organism in Eukaryota, Viridiplantae, Streptophyta, Magnoliopsida, Fabales, Fabaceae. The transcript is spliced from 3 exons. Bases 167 to 619 code for a protein of 150 amino acids. The record is from RefSeq and is a predicted model, not a curated record.
UUUUCCAGUGGUUGAUAUGGUAUUUGGAAACGGUGAUAAAUAUUCAUUGACACCUGAAAACUUCAUGUUCCGGGUUAGUCAUACAAGACUAUUAGUAGCUUUAGCUGUGUUUACAAGCUGGUGCAAUUGCUAUCAAAUGUUAAUGAUUCCAUAAUCCCUACUUUUCAUGGGGCCAUUCUUUAUGAAGCAUUCAAAAGUGCGAGGAGCAUAUUGUCUAGGGAUUUUCCAAAAUGGAAAAGACCCUACUACUCUGUUAGGAGGUAUUGUCGUUCGAAACACUCUUGUAAUGCAUGAUCGUGAGCAGGAAAAGAUUGGUUUCUGGAAAACAAACUGUACCGACUUAUGGGAAAGAUUACAGGAAUCCGGUGCCCCAUCACCAUUACUUUCAAAUUCAGAAGCAAGCCCUCCAACCGAAGCAUUAGAGCCUUCAGUUGCUCCAUCUUCGUUGCAGAAUGAAGCUCCUCCAGGUGAACUCAAAAUUGCAAAAAUAACAAUGUUAAUUUCCUUUAACAUCAGUUAUGUGGAUAUGAAGCCUCACAUUACAGAAUUGGCUGGACUCUUUGCUCGUGAGUUAAAUGUUAACAUUUCCCAGGUUAGAAAUUAUUACUACAUGGCAUGAAUAUUGUUGCGCUUAAUAUAUUCAAGUUCAAUUAACAAUUUUGAUAAAGUUAAAAUGUGUUUGAUUGAAAAUAUACGUGUACAUGGUACAGCUAGUUUAGGUAGGUGUGGAUUUUGUUAGAGGUCCCAAGCUUAAGGCUCUCAAAAUUUGUUAUACCAUCUUUAAGCAAGGUAGCAUUGACUCGUUUUGCUACAAUUAUUUUCAGCGAUAUGCCAAAUUUUUUUGUAAUUUUAAAUCAGUUUGAAAAUUUGUCGUAUUUUAUUAUAAUAUUCUUUCAGGGAUUGAGCUUGGUCACCAAUUUUGGUAUCUCUUAAGCAAAUUUCGGAUGUUUAUGUGAGUU